This is a messenger RNA of Periconia digitata, 596 nucleotides long. Lineage: Eukaryota; Fungi; Ascomycota; Dothideomycetes; Pleosporales; Periconiaceae. The record is from the annotation of a GenBank genome assembly.
AUGUCUUUAGCCUCGCAAUUUUCCUUAUUUUCUUCCAGAUUCAAUGCGGCGAAACCAUCUUCUAAGCUCCCCUCAUUUCUAAUUGUCACUGGCAGUUUCGUUUUAUUAUGCGAAGUGUCGCGGCAGCUUUGACGGGCUUCCGACGCCCAUAUACUUGUUUAGGUGGCAUGGUACCAGAAUGAGUUCAGAGCGAUUGUGGGAGGUUUGAGUAAUGAGAAUUGAAGUCUUGCAUGCAUAAUGUGGAAAGUGAAAUGCAGUCGAGUACUGGUUGUGUGUUCGAUAUUCCGGAUCCAGACUAGUGGAUCAUGUUGGCGUGGCAACUGCGAGCAUUGAAUGUUUGACCACGAACAGAUAGAGUACUGCGCAACUCGAAAUCUGAGUAGGUUUGGCCACACUGUGAUAUAUUGCUGUUUUCGAAAGUGAUAGCCAUAGAUCCCAUUCACUUCUUACAUUAAUAUUACUUUCGUUACCUGGACUCAUACCCAGCAUUUUCUGCACCGAAAAUGUGGUACGACUCUACCAGUAACCCGUUAUAUACCAGUACCAGCUCGGGUCACCAAAAAAAACCUCAUCUACUAAAAGUCUCUCAACAUGUG